UCACUUAAAUAUAUUGCCAUUAACCACUUAUUAAAGUAACCCAAUGUGCCAUAAUUCAUUUAAGAAAUCAUGAAAAUUAAGAGCAAGCAAACCAAGAUUAAGAAAAGAGUGAAGAUGUCAAACUCCGAGCCUUUCCUCGAUGAUAAUGAAGUUUUAUCUGAUACAAUGAUAAGGAGGAAUGGAAGACAUGAAAUUCUUAGUCAGACAUUACAAAGCACAACAAGCUUAGCCAAUCUACUACCAACCGGAACCAUCUUAACCUUCCACCUUCUUUCUCCUGUUUUCACCAAUCGAGGUGAUUGCGACAAUGUAAAUGUUGUGAUGGCUUCCACCUUUCUCAUGCUCUGUGCAUUAUUGGUGUUCAUUCUCUGCUUCACCGACAGCUUUAGAGACAAACGUGGAAAUAUCUCUUAUGGUUUUGCAACCUUUAAUGGUCUGUGGCUGAUAGAUUCUGAGGUACCUCUAUCACCACGGCUGGCUUCCAGGUUCCGUCUUAGAGUCCUGGAUUUUGUGCACGGUUUCACAUCAGUAUUGGUUUUCUCAGCAAUUGCGCUAUCUGAAAACAAUACAGUAAAAUGUUUUUUCCCAUCACCAUCCAGAGAUCUGCAGCAGAUACUCACUGCGCUUCCUGUUGGAAUUGGAUUCGCCUCGAGUUUCUUGUUUGUUUUGUUUCCUACACAGCGCCAUGGAAUCGGUUACUCCUUCCAUGCCAAAUGAUCUCGCUUGCUCAACAUUAAUCUGGUUUCUGUUUCUUGAAUGCUCUUUCUGCUGCUAUGCUCAGAGCUUCC
Chenopodium quinoa (quinoa) is the source of this 788-nucleotide messenger RNA. RefSeq lists its product as uncharacterized. The record is from RefSeq and is a predicted model, not a curated record. The transcript has a single exon. The coding region runs from base 70 to 717 and encodes 215 amino acids. Lineage: Eukaryota; Viridiplantae; Streptophyta; Magnoliopsida; Caryophyllales; Amaranthaceae. Gene Ontology annotation, biological process: endomembrane system organization.